This is a messenger RNA of Branchiostoma floridae (Florida lancelet), 1286 nucleotides long. Its product is annotated as SPRY domain-containing protein 4-like. Bases 393 to 1082 code for a protein of 229 amino acids. NCBI's taxonomy places the organism in Eukaryota, Metazoa, Chordata, Leptocardii, Amphioxiformes, Branchiostomatidae. Gene Ontology annotation, molecular function: protein binding. The transcript has 3 exons. The record is from RefSeq and is a predicted model, not a curated record.
AACGCCCAAAGGGACCCCACCGAGUGCCACUCACUACAAUCUCAGGGACCAGAAGAAAAAUAGCCCCUCAGUUCCCAACACGGUAACAGUUUGCGGGAGAACCUAACCUCUAGCCGCGGGGAUCAGGCCUUUAAAGCCGGCCUGUAUACGGUUUCCAAGGGGACAAUGGGGAACGGAAGGACCAGGGGGAUUGUUACGUCGUCAGGCACGCCUCUCAGGACGGCCACUUGUGUGUUUUGAAACGCUAGCCUUGUGCGCCGGCUCGAGGGGGGAAAGGUUACGCAGUUGGAAGUUAAAAUUGCCAGAAUACCGCGGGUUGGGGUGGACUCAGGCGGGCACACGGGCGGUGGAGCGGCCAGGAGCGACCAGAAGAAGGCCGAAGAACCCACAACAUGUCGGAAAGGCCGUCCUCGGCUCCAGGUGGCGUGGUAAGGAGGGGUUCCACCAAACUACACAGGAAGGGAAGCAAAACCUCGUCAUUUAAGGAGAAGAAGAGGAGACUCUCGACGUCUUGCUGUCAGGGUGCAACGUUCAAGUUGGAUGGGGCCACAGCACACCGCGACCUCCAUGUGUCCAAGGACGGCUUGACAGUCUACUACGCUUCAGGAACGUCAGAAGACAAGGCAAACGAAGAUCCUGAGGAAUAUGGCAGGUUCUACGACGUUCCGUACAGCGUGAAUGCCGCCAUCCUGGGUGAUCUCCCGUUCGCUAGGGGACGCCACUACUGGGAGAUAACGGUGGGGAACAGCACGUUGUACCGGGUGGGCGUGGCCUUCCUGACGACCCCCCGCGACGAGUGUCUGGGUGAGAACGACUCCUCCUGGUGUCUGAGCUGUUCCAGCCACAUCACCGCUAAACACGACCGUAUCAACGAUGACGUCAGAGUGACGACACGCCCCGCACAGAUCGGCGUGUAUCUGGACUACGAGAUCGGGACUCUGUCGUUCUUCGACGCCGAGAAAAGAAAACACUUGUACUCCUUCCACUCCCACUUCAAGGAGCCGCUGGUCCCGGCGUUCGCGGUAUGGAACGGGUCAUUGACCGUGAGGUCAGGAAAAUUUGAGGUGGAAUACGCCAUGUGAGUUGACAUAUCAGGAAAAACGACGAAGAUUGUGACGUUAUGAUUGAUAUGAACUCAGUUUAAAAACGCCCAACGAAGUGUCCAUGACGUAAUGCAUGUGGAUAACGCCAGAGAAACAUAAUCGGACCUAUAAUCGGUGUGAUAUUGCUGCAGAUAUGUUACUGACGGGAGAGAUGCGACAUAUACGACCUAUAUACGGAAUAUU